Musa acuminata AAA Group (dessert banana) is the source of this 5323-nucleotide messenger RNA. RefSeq names its product protein JINGUBANG-like. The coding region runs from base 2901 to 4082 and encodes 393 amino acids. Gene Ontology annotation, molecular function: protein binding. The transcript has a single exon. Lineage: Eukaryota; Viridiplantae; Streptophyta; Magnoliopsida; Zingiberales; Musaceae. The record is from RefSeq and is a predicted model, not a curated record.
UUAAUUUGCAAGAAAAAGAAUCUGCUAAAACAAUUUAAUAGGAAUUUUAUAGUCAAACCAAACAACCUAAGCUGCAGCCCUGAUUGCAUUAAGUCAAACUGUAAAAUAGAGCAGCCCAUGUUUGAAUGACAAAAAUUUCUUUGUUUGCUGUUGAACUAGCAAAACACUUUUCUACUAUCAAACUUUUCUCAUCUACAAGUUUUGACAGUUCUUUGCAUCAGUAUAAAUUCUUUUGUUAAGCAGGUUAUUUAGUGAACUGUAUUCAUCAAGUUUAGUUCUCAAAGAAGGCCAUCAUAAGUAGUAGUAGUAGUAGUAGUAGUAGUAGUAGUAGUAGUAGUAAUAGUAGUAGUAGUAGUAGUUCAUUAAGCUGCUUCUCAGUUCAUGAUACCAUUAAAAUAUUUGAAUCAACUCUUAUCAGUUAACUCUUGCGCAAAGAAUUAUGAUCUACAUUGCAGUAAGGAAGAUGGGAGCCAAAAUGCAACAAAAUGGUUACAUAGAUGCUUGUCAUUUGUGCCAGGCUCAUCAUAGACUUCAACAAACCUCAGAUUCUUUCAACACUUGGUGAAAGAAGGGACUUCUUGACACCAAUCUAAGGGGAUUCUUUUGUUCUUCCUAUUAAUUGUUGUGUAUGUUCUUUUCUGCUCAGACAGUUACUACUUGGCUUGUGUUUAAGAUAUUAUUAGCCUGGGUGAUAUCCAUAUGUAUGCCUUUCCACCUUCACGUUCUACCAUUAUUACUUUGGAAUGCAGCUCUCCUGGUGGCCAGCCAAAUCCCUUUUAGGUGAGUUAGGUACAAUAAAAUUGUACAAGUGUCACAGGUAGAGGCUUCUGCAAAAAGUGCUCUCAGAUCUCCUCUGAGGUAACCAAUCUUUCAGCACUGGUGGCAAAGGACAAGAAUCAUGCAGAGGUAAAUAUCUUGCAAUGAAUAGAUUUGCUCAGUGGAUAGUGAUGCAUAAAUAUUAGAUUUCAAAUUAUAACAUCUUUUUAAUGGAUAACCAAUCCAUGACAACAUCAACACUUAAUCUGAUCCAAUGCAGUAGAGAGUGAAGCAUACAGAUCCCAAAUACUAUAUUAGAAUGGGCAUAUCAGCCACAUCCAUACAGCUUCUAUGUCUUCUUCAAGCAGUUGCCACAAUGCCACUAUAUUCGAUGCUUCCAUGGAAAUAUCUGCAACAGUGCAAAGGAGUUGAGGUUGCAGGUUGGUAUUGGAAAAUGGAAGCAAUGACAUCAUGACUGCCCUGUCUUUGGCUGGGAGAGGAGUCUUUCUGCUGAAAGAGUGGAAGCAAAAGGACUCCACACUAGAUAAGAAAAGCUGACCAUGUCUGGUGGCAAAAGAAGGAUGCCUGCCAACAAAAGUGGUGGUGUUGGCAGCAAUCACAGCAAUGGAUUCAUGGUGAUUUUGAUCACUAACCGGGAGAUAUGCUCUUUUCAGGUGUCAGUGUGAGAAGAUGCUUGCUUGAAGCACCGAGUGUGACCUGCAACCUGAUGCCAAGAUCUUGGUGGAGAGCAACUCAUUCUAAUGGAAGUUGAGUUGGCGACAGAAGAUUGGCGUUGGAAACAAAACAAGGAAUCAUUGGAUUAUGAUUUGAUGAACUUCUCAGAGGACAGUGUCGAUGCUAAAUUGAUGGUUCUGCAGCUUUGGAAUGGUAGGCUUUGUUUCUUUUCUGAGGGUGAGAGGAGAGAUAGGAGUUUCACCCACCAAACCAAGCUAAUUUCCUUAACCUGAUAAUGAGUAGCUCAAGUAAAAGAACUUCCUAAAUUAGCAUUAUGUUCCAAGCUAAAUGUUGAAUUGUCCUUAACCUAAUCAAAGUUAGAUUAUCUUUGACCAAUGCUAUCUAAUAGAUGGGUUAAUAAAGCUUUGUGUUUAAGAUAAAACAAUGCACAAAUUAGCACUUGGAUUCUCAGACUAACUCAUGGACAAAAUGAUCUCAAUCUGAAAAAUACACAAACUAAUACAACAUAACAUAAUAAUAAAUAUAACAAAAAUUAUUUCUGAUAGUUGUGAGGAAGAAAAAGUAAAUGCAUCUACACUUGAAGGACAAAUAAAUGAAGUUGAUUUGUUCAUCAGUGGAGCAAAAGUUAACAGUAUUCUACAGUGGAAGAAAGUCACCACUUUUGACAAAUGUGCCAUGCUACAAAAUGAGAACUCUUGACAUAUUGGUGUUCUUCUGGGGGGGAAACAAUCAGAGACUUUGAAAGAUGAACACAUACUCCUCCUCUUAGAGGGUGUGUUGACACUGAUAAUUAUAAAUACAAGAACAAACUUGCUGAUGAACAACAAAUACUUCUCAAGAACAAAGAUAUUGCUUUUCUUUCAAUUUCAGAAAUAAAUUUGGGUGUCAUCACUUAAUUAUUGCUUCUAAAUUUCAGUGAAUUAUGUGGCACAGUUGGUAGAAUGAAUGAUGUCAAGAAAGCGAUUUGACCACCAUAAAAGCUUUAGGGGUUGUAUGUUUGACCAGAAUGUGAGAAAUAUUUCUCUCGUGUUGCUGCAUUGCCUCCAUGUCAAUUCGGCAACAUAGAGUGCGCACCGAGCAGUGCUCUUAGUACUCGUGGCACUGUCCAUAACACUGUUCUAAGUGAUUCCAACAAGAGAUUAAGCAGAUUUCAAUGAGCUUCGGUGACUCCCAUGUUUAUCAUGCUUCAGAUUGUUUUGCAUAAUGUUGCAUGAAUCACUCCUAAGAUUAGCAGACAAAGGGCAAACACUGACCUAACAUCCCCCACUCUCGCUUGCUGCAUGUGCUGUGAUUGUUCUCUAGCAACAGUCUCUCUUCUUCCUACAGUAUAAAGAAGGAUGAUGAGAUAUAUAUAGGACAGUAUACAUGUCACAAAUCACUAGGCGAGGUUUCCUUUCUGCAUCUCCUUUGGCCUCCCUUUCGAUGCUUCCUUCUUCUCUUUCUCACAUAUGGGCACAGCACCUCGUGGCUCCAUUCCCUGUAAUGGCAAUCAUGAUGAUGAUGACUGCGACCAUCUUCCGCCCAAAUCCCUCUCCCUUCACUCCCAUAGCUAUCCCUGUCUUCACCACCAGUGCGUCACCACCAUUAGAGCUCACGCUUGCUACGUCGCUGCCCUCGCUGUUCAUGGGACGUCCGUCUACAGCGGCGGCUCCGACCAAGAGAUCAGAGUCUGGCCAUCUGUUCUUUUAGACUCGUCGUCCACAGCGAGGACUGAUCAUCCUGCAAGCUUCACUGUGGCUCAAACAGAGAGCCCGGUGAAAUCGCUUCUUGUGUCAGGUGACAACCUGUUCAGCUCUCACCAAGACGGCGAGAUCCGCGUGUGGCAGAUAAACCAGAGGGAGCAGCGCUGCUACAAGCUGAAAGCAGUUUUGCCGACCUCCAUGGACCGGUUUUUGAGCUUCCUGUCGCCCAAGAACUAUGUGCAAGUCCGCAGACACAAGAAGUGCUCCUGGGUGCACCACGUUGACGCCGUCUCCGGCCUCGCGCUCUCGCACGACGGCGCGCUCCUCUACUCCAUCUCCUGGGACCGCACUCUAAAGGUGUGGCGCACCUCCGGGUUCAGGUGCAUAGAGUCCGUCGCGGGCGCCCACCAGGACGCCAUCAACGCGAUCGCGGUGUCGCGGAACGGCCACAUCUAUACGGGCUCGGCCGACGCCAAGAUCAACGUGUGGAGGAGGAGUGGCGAGGAGGGGAAGCACUCGCUGGUGCAGACGCUGGAGCGGCACCGGUCGGCGGUGAACGCGCUGGCGCUGAGCGCCGACGACCGAGUGCUGUACUCGGGAGCGUCCGACCGCUCCGUGGUGGUGUGGGAAGGGGGCAGCGGGGGGAUGGCGGCCACCGGGGAGCUCAGGGGACACAGGAGGGCCAUCCUGUGCCUUGUGGCGGCCGGGGACGUGGUCUGCAGCGGCUCGGCGGAUAGGACGGUGAGGGUGUGGAGGAGAGGACGAGAGCAGAAGGGGCGCCACAGCUGCUUGGCCGUAAUGGAAGGCCACGGAGGGCCCGUCAAGAGCUUGGCGAUGGUAGUGCUGGAAAGCAGCAGCAGCAGCAGUAGCAGUACAUGCCUGGUUCUCAGUGGAGGUUUGGACUGUGAUCUAAAGCUGUGGAGACUCUCAGUUCCUUCUCUCUCUUAGGAGGACACCUCCCUGGCUUUGGAAGUACAGCUUCUCUUAGAUCGAAGAUGAUACUCCAUCGUCCUCCCCACGGGAUGCUUGACCACGUUCAUGGCCAUGCCUGGCCACAGUCAAAAAAGGGUUUACGGCCAUCUACCAUUGGCUUGGCCACAGUUCAAAGUAAUACUAAUUGAACGAACUGAACCUUUAAGGCCACAUGUUAUCCAGAAACCACGUAACAUAGAUGAUAGGAGAUGAUUAAAUGGCCGAGUUCUAUCACUAUAGUACCUUUAUGAGGAGCAUAUCAACAAGGAUUAGUUGUACUGUCACUUCAUCAUCACUGUGUCACACCCUUCAUGGUUUAUUUUAUGUGAUGCAUAUGUAUUGCAAAAGUAGGCCCAAAUGAUGAAUCAAUUAUGUCUGAUAUAUAUAUAUAUAUAUAUAUAUAUAUAGAGAGAGAGAGAGAGAGAGAGAGAGAGAGAGAGAGAGAGAGAGAGUAGAUUGUUUUCUUUAAAGUAAGAUAGAUUGAAUCAAAAGCCUGAUGUCCAAAGUUUUAUGAUACUAACAGAUGCACUCUUAAAGCUUACUAUAGAAUACAAAGGCCUCACAUCAAGUUGAGGCACAAUAUGAAUGAUAAAUUUGGAAUUUAAUCUGUGAAGACCUUCUACACCCACAACUUUAAACCUAAGUUCUAAGCAUACCUCCAUAAUGGAAUGUCCAUUAACCAAAAGUUUGUGAAACAGUACAUAAUCUCUUUCAUUUUAAUAACUCCAUAACUCAUAGAUGAACCUAUGUGGUGCCGAGACAUUUAGGUACAGUGUCCACCUAGACACUUUGGGUAGUGCAAUUUUUUUUACACAUUGAUGAAACAAAACUGUGCAUCAAAUGUUCCCUUUAGAGUCAGAAACCCUAAGAUCACUUGUGAGAACUCUUCAUGAGGCAUCAAGUCAUAAAUCUUUGAAGUGGUACACUUGCCCUUUUGAUUUUAGCAAAGAUAUAUAUGUUUUCAGAUGUAUAGCCGCAUCAGACAAAAAAAUUGAAACCUGUAUCAAAUCUUCUAUGACCAUAUAUCUAAGUCCAAGAGUUUAACUCUGGUAAUUCCAACAAAAAUUUCUUUGUCAUCCACAUAAAACUAUAGAAAGCAUAAUUAACAAUUUGAAUAAAUUAGUGCUGAAUAAUUAAAAAAAAAAAGAACAAAAGAAUGAAAUGCAGCAGACUAAACUAGAAAACAAUUUGCAGACUUUUUUCUUACUAGAAUCUUU